UGUAAAAAUUCAAUCCACAGUUUCGCAUUAAAAAUGCAAAAUAAUCAUUUUAGCAUAAAUGCUUUCAUAAAACAGUUUUCACUGAGAAGUAAUGUAACGGAAUACAGUCAUGUCCAUACUGGUGUGAAGCCACAUUCUUGUAGCAUAUGCGAUGAGAGUUUUUCCCAUAGAAGUGACAUGACUAAACACUAUCCUGUUCAAAUGGGUGGGAAAUCUUUUUUCUGUAAUGUAUGUAGUAAGAGUUUUUCAAACAGAAGUAAUCUGACUAAUCACAGUUAUGUUCAUACAUGUGAGAAACCGUUUUCUUGUAGUGUAUGUAAUAAGAGUUUUUCACAAAAAAUUUAUCUAACUUCACACAAUCGUGUUCACACUGGUGAAAAACCUUUUUCUUGCAGUAUAUGUAAUAAGAGUUUUUCACAAAAAAGUAAUCUAACUGAACACAAUCGUGUUCACACUGGUGAGAAACCUUAUUCUUGUAGUAUAUGUAAUAAGAGUUUUUCCCGUAGAAGUAGUCUGACUGAGCAUUUUCGUAUUCAUACUGGUGUGAAGCCUCAUUCUUGUAACAUAUGCAAUAAGAGUUUUUCCCAUAGAAGUGACAUGACUAGACACAGUCGUGUUCACACUGGUGAGAAACCUUUUUCCUGUAGUAUAUGUAAUAAGAGUUUUACAAACAGAAGUAAACUGACUAAUCACAGUUAUGUUCAUACUGGUGAGAAGCCUUAUUCUUGUAGUAUAUGUGAUAAGAGUUUUUCACAUAAAAGUCAAUUAACUAGACACAGUGGUAUUCACACCAGUGAGAACUCUUUUUUUUGUAGUAUAUGUAACAAGAGUUUUUCACAAAGAAUUCAUCUGACUAUACACAAUCAUGUUCACACUGGUGAGAAACCUUUUUCCUGUAGUAUAUGUAAUAAGAUUUUUUCAAGCAGAGGUAGUCUGACUAAUCACAGUUAUGUUCAUACUGGUGAGAAACCUUUUUCUUGUAGUAUAUGUAAUAAGAGUUUUUCACAAAGAAUUAAUCUAACUACACACAAUCUUGUUCACACUGGUGGGAAACCUUUUUCCUGUAGUAUAUGUAAUAAGAGUUUUUCACAAAGAAGAACUUUGACUAAGCACAGUUAUAUUCAUACUGGUGAGAAACCUUAUUCAUGUAAUAUAUGUAAUAAGAGUUUUUCUUUUGAGAGUGGUCUGACUAAACACAGUCGUGUUCACACUGAUGAGAAGCCUUAUUCUUGUAGUAUAUGUAAUAAGAGUUUUUUAAACCGAAGUAAUCUGACUACUCACAGUUAUGUUCAUACUGGUGAGAAGCCUUAUUCUUGUAGUAUAUGUAAUAAGGGUUUUUCACAAAGAAUUAAUCUAACUAUCCACAAUCUUGUUCACACUGGUGAGAAACCUUUUUCCUGUAGUCUAUGUUAUAAGAGUUUUGCUAACAGAAGUAAUCUGACUAAUCACAGUUACGUUCAUACUGGUGAAAAGCCUUAUUCUUGUGAUAUAUGUAAUAAGAGUUUUUCAUGCAGAAGUAAUCUGACUAAACACAGUUAUGUUCAUACUGGUGAGAAACCUUUUUCUUGUAGUAUAUGCAAUAAGAGUUUUUCACAAAAAGUUUGUCUAACUUCACACAAUCUUGUUCACACUGGUGAGAAACCUUAUUCUUGUAGUGUAUGUAAUAAGAGUUUUUCACGAAAAAGUAAUCUGACUAAACACAGUCGUGCUCACACUGGUGAGAAACUUUAUUCUUGUAGUGUAUGUAAUAAGAGUUUUUCACUAAUAAGUAAUCUAACUGAACACAGUCGUGUUCACACUGGUGAGAAACCUUAUUCUUGUAGUGUAUGUAAUAAGAGUUUUUCACGAAAAAGUUAUCUGACUACACAUAGUCGUGUUCACACUGGUUAGAAAUAUUUUCUCUGCAGUAUAUGUAAUAAGAAUUUUUCGCACAGAAGUUGUCUGACUGAGCAUUUUCUUGUUCAUACCAGUAAGAAACCUGAUUCUUGUUGUUAAUUCUUAGAGUUUAUCUUCAUAAAGGGUUUAUAUUUUAUUUAGAGGGUCUCAUUGUUAAUAUUGAUGUAAAUAAAUAAAAAAUUUAAAGUUUU
Molecule: messenger RNA, 2087 nt
Organism: Parasteatoda tepidariorum (common house spider)
Lineage: Eukaryota; Metazoa; Arthropoda; Arachnida; Araneae; Theridiidae
Source: RefSeq, a predicted model, not a curated record